GAUCGAGGUCACAGGAAAGAAUCAAAGUCAGAGCAGUGUUUCCUCAGCAAAGGAACAAGAAGAUCAGAGCCUCGUCUCCUAGGGAUCCAGCACUGGAGAGACGGGUAAGAUUCUUCCAAGCAUGGUUUCCCACUCGGAGCUGAGGACGCUGUUCUGCGCGGCGGACGCCGUGUGCUUCGAUGUGGACAGCACGGUGAUCCGGGAGGAGGGCAUCGACGAACUGGCCAAGUUCUGCGGUGUGGAGGAGGCGGUGUCGGAGAUGACGCGGCGCGCCAUGGGCGGGGCGGUGCCCUUCCGAGCUGCGCUGGCCGAGCGCCUGGCCCUGAUCCGGCCGUCCAGGGAGCAGGUGCAGAGACUGCUGGCCGAGCACCCGCCGCACCUGACCCCCGGUGUGAGGGAGCUGGUAAGUCGCCUGAAGGAGCGUGGAGUUCAGGUUUUCCUAAUCUCUGGUGGCUUUAGGAGUAUUGUAGAGCAUGUUGCCUCCAAGCUCAAUAUCCCAGCAGCCAAUGUGUUUGCCAAUAGGCUGAAAUUCUACUUUAACGGUGAAUAUGCGGGUUUUGAUGAGACACAGCCAACGGCCGAAUCUGGUGGGAAAGGAAAAGUAAUCAAAUUUUUAAAGGAAAAAUUUCAUUUUAAGAACAUAGUCAUGAUCGGAGAUGGUGCCACAGACAUGGAAGCCUGCCCGCCCGCUGAUGUUUUCAUUGGAUUUGGAGGAAAUGUGAUCAGGCAACCAGUAAAGGACAAUGCCAAGUGGUACAUCACUGAUUUUGUGGAGCUUCUGGGAGCACUGGAAGAAUAAUCCGGAACCGCCAUCUUCCAGUAAUUUGCCAAAAUGACGAACACAAAGGGAAAGAGGAGGGGAACCCGGUAUAUGUUUUCUAGGCCUUUUAGAAAACAUGGGGUUGUUCCUUUGGCCACAUACAUGGGAAUCUACAAAAAGGGUGAUAUUGUAGACAUCAAGGGAAUGGGUACUGUUCAAAAAGGAAUGCCACCCAAAUGUUACCAUGGCAAAACUAGAAGAGUCUACAAUGUUACCCAGCAUGCUGUUGGCAUUGUUGUAAACAAGCAGGUUAAGGGCAAGAUACUUGCCAAGAGGAUUAAUGUGCAUAAUGAGCAUAUUAAACACUCAAAGAGUCGAGAUAGCUUCCUGAAAUGGGUCAAGGAAAAUGAUCAGAAAAAGAAGGAAGCCAAAGAGAAAGGCGCCCAGGUUCAACUGAGCGCCAGCCUGCCCCACCCAGAGAAGCACACUUUGUGAGAACCAAUGGGAAGGGAGCCUGAGUUGUUGGAACCCAUUCCCUGUGAAUUCAUGGCAGAAGCUGGGGAUGUACCUCUGCCACGCAGCACCUAAUUAGGGGCUGAGUGCCCUAAGCACUACUUCAAAAUAAAAAAAUCAUCCUGUGUUGUAAGGAUGGUUUUCUUAAUUGAACAGGUGUGUGGCGCCUUUACCUCAAAGAAACAAAUAUUUGGAGCAGAUUCUCAUUAUACCCAGUUAAUUGUGUCAGGUCUUUACUCUUCAGUGUUUUUCCUGCUGAAAGAUGUGAGGUAUUGUGCAGAUGCCUACUCAAAUGGCCAAAUAUUUAUGAAACAUUUAUAUUGGCUUAAAGAUCCUCUAAAUCACCUUGGGGACAAGAUGUAUCAAAAUAAAUGGAAGUCAGUAUAUGGCAUUUCAGUUCAAUAAAUUGUUUAAA
This is a messenger RNA of Heterocephalus glaber (naked mole-rat), 1688 nucleotides long. Lineage: Eukaryota; Metazoa; Chordata; Mammalia; Rodentia; Bathyergidae. The record is from RefSeq and is a predicted model, not a curated record.